Molecule: messenger RNA, 213 nt
Organism: Dichotomopilus funicola
Lineage: Eukaryota; Fungi; Ascomycota; Sordariomycetes; Sordariales; Chaetomiaceae
Exons: 2
Coding region: 1-213 (70 amino acids)
Source: RefSeq, a predicted model, not a curated record
AUGGACCUUCAGGUUGCCGAGCUGCCCAAGCGUUGUUACGCUUUCCUCCAUGAGAAGGACUAUCCGCUCGCGGGCGCGCAACGCGACUCGCUUCUCGACCACUUUGGCGUGCCCAAGUUCGUCGGGAGCAAGACAUGCACGGAGUUGAACGGCUACUUUGGCUGCAAGGCAAAGUAUGAUACCCAUCAUAAUCUGACGAGAUACAGCAAGUAA